Messenger RNA from Penicillium subrubescens, 2202 nucleotides. RefSeq lists its product as uncharacterized. The transcript is spliced from 2 exons. Bases 1 to 2202 code for a protein of 733 amino acids. Lineage: Eukaryota; Fungi; Ascomycota; Eurotiomycetes; Eurotiales; Aspergillaceae. The record is from RefSeq and is a predicted model, not a curated record.
AUGCUGGACUGGAUGAAGGGGAACGAGGCUGGGGCAGCAGACACCUCCAAGGUGCUGGAGCCCCCCGAGACGCCCGCUCCCGUGUUUGCGAUGCGCGCCUUCAAGAGCGCUUUGUUUGGCACGCCCGGUGCCGAAGAAGAGGAGAAGGCGAACGCGGAGGAUAAGGAGGAUACCUCACAAUCGAAGCCAUCCGUUCACCAGCGCAGCAAGAGCGACACCACCAAGCCUAUCACCAUCGAGAAGGAGCCCGCGAAACCAGACAUCAACUCUACCUUCAAUCCCUCGGGUUCGCCCACCAAGAGCAUACUCGUCACGCCUGGUACCAUUGCGAACCGUCGCAAAACAGUCUCCUUUGGUGAGGGCGUGGUUGACAAUGAGGGGAAACGCGAGAGUCAGUCCAGCAGGGCUCCGAAGACACCUCCAAAUCCGUCCGGGAUUACUGCACAAUGGAUGUCCGGCUCCGCAAAUGGCAAGCCACCAAGCAAGUUGACCCAAACUCUGCUCGAUGCUCGUGAUAACGCGUCGAAGAAUGCCGAGUCGGCCAAAUCUACCCAAGAAAAUUCGUCCGAGUCCAAACCCGCUACGCGCACCCCAUCAGAGGACGAACCAGCCGUUGAAGAUAUUACCAUCAAUUUGGAUGAGCCGCGGUCGGAGUCUGGGAAAUAUUGGAAGACGGAAUUCGACAACUAUCGCGUGCGUACCAAUCGCGAGAUCAAAAAGCUUAUUCACUACCGCUCAAUCGCCAAGUCCUAUGCUCGAAAGAAGGAUUCAGAGGCAUUGCGCCUGGCAGAUAAGCUUCGAGAAGAAGAAGAGAAAGUGGCAGAUAUGGAGCGUCAAGUGUCCCGCCUUGCUGCGACCAUUGUCGGGGAAGGAUCCAAGGCAGACAAGGAGCAAUUGAUCCAAGACCUGACCAAGCAGACUACUCUGGCACUGCAGUACAAGCAGCAAGUGACGUCUCUACGCAACACGCUAGAGCAACAAGGUGUGAUCAAGAAUGAUAUGGUGAAGACCACGGAAUCAGCAAAGGAAGAGCCAUCAUCACAAAGCUCCUCGAACUCCUCGGAAGAACUCCGCAAGGCUUAUGAGGAGCUAAAACAAGCAAACGCCAAGAUCGAAGAGCUGAAGCGUCAGAAUCCAGAUCUCAGUAGACUCCAAAGCCUCGCGCAGAGUUCUGAAAAGAAAGCGCAGGAGCUCGAGAAGGAGAAUAACACCCUCAAGCAAACAUUGGCUCGUGUCAAACAAGAAAUGUCACGAUACGAGGGCCGGCGCAAGGAAAAGGAGACCAGGCUCAAGCAAAGAGAAACUAAGCUCGAGGCCCGCAUCCAAGAGUACCGCGAUCGACUCAAGACGACUAUCCAAGAACACCGGGAGUCAGAAGAGAAGCUACGGGCCACAUUCGACGAGGAGCGUCGCCGCAUGCAAAACCAAAUCGAUCUUCUCAAGAUCAAAGCAUCUGCAUCUGACCGCAGCAUCCCAACUCUACGAACCCAGCAACGGCAUUCCCUCAGCCCACGCAAAGCUUACGACGGCGUACACGUACACGAUUUCGCUGCACAGGAUCACCCCAUAUCAGACGAAGAAGCCACAGAGGACCUAGACGCACCACCAAGUCCCAGCCCGCGCUCCAAGGCCCGAGAACAGCGCCAUCACACCCGCAACGCAACAACGGGUACCAUCGAUCUCAAGCGCACAGCACGAGACAUCGCAGCCGACGACGACGAAGUCACACACUAUCUAAACGAGAUCCUCCCAAAACCACACCUCACUCACCGCACCAAUCAAACCACAGUACCCCCAUCCUCCCCACCAGACAUUCCAGUGCUCAAAACCCUCGACCGCAAUCAUCCAAAGUACCUCAACACGGGCGAGAACCAGCGCAGCUACCGCUCUCUCUACCGACGUGAUAAUGGAGAGACAUCAGAGCACCGAUACGGAAAUCUCACGCACCGUCCCCGUACGCACAUCAAGUCUGCGCUAGACUCGAUGUCUGCGCUUCCGCCCUCGCGCCCUACAUAUGCCGGGCACACUAUCACUGCCGGCGAGCGCGGGCUUCGACGGACAGGGCUGGCGGAUAUGAGGGGUGAAAUAAUGUUAUCGCCGGAACGUGUUGCUGCGGCUAAGUCGCGGCUAAAGAUUAAGGGUGAAAGUCGGAAGGUCAAGGCGUUGGGGAAAGAGAACAAUGCUGGGGAGUUAUUGAGUUGA